UGUACUACUCCUUCACGACCAGUAGGUGGAGCUAGUGUUGCUGUGGAGGUACUACUAACGAGAAAGUUUUGGCACUUUCAUAGUAGUCUUCAAUACCGAAUCGACUAUUUGCUUAUGCUCUCCCAUCAAUUUGAAAUAUGUGCCUGAAGGUGCGAUCCAAAUUUAAGGGCAACUUGCAGCAGUAUGUGAGGUCAGAUCGAUUCUUGCUGGCAGCCCACACAGUAAAAUAAGUUCGUUUUACCAUUUGAAUAGGCUUAUUUGAAAGGAAAGACAGACUGACCCUAUCUUGAUGAGACCCUUAAAACAUUUCUUGUACGACCGGGGCUUACGCUGUCACCUGGAAAAGUAAUUUCACAGCGGCGUCUGGACAAGAAAAAUAAACUGUGAGGUUUGUGCCUGUCUGUAAAUUUGGACAACAUGGACAUAUGUGACAGUGACAGAGAAAAUUUGGAAUGGAGUGGUAAAAUAGAGAGGGAAAAGAAGUUUGCAUAAUGAACGGGGCCGUGAGCAGCACGAAUUGGCACUCAUCCGAAAGCUGUUCUAAAUAGGAAACACACAAGAAAAUGCAUGCUGGAGUAAGGCUGGAAAAUAAGACUCGACGCUGUUGGAUCAAAGGGGAAAUGUAUAACAGAUGACUGGGCCCGCUCCCUCCCUUUCUCUUUCUCGGUCACACGUUAAAUCAAUCUCUACGCUGAAAGCGGUCCAACAGGGGACUACCGCUGGAACAGAAUAGAUCUGAUUUGAAAAGUGAUUUUGACCGUGAGGGAUGGGGCGACGCUGGUGUGCUCUCCAGACCUUUGCAGCUGUCGUUCCAAGCGAGAGAAGUGCUGCAACGUCGCACCUCCGCAGAUUGCCAACGAAAUCUGUCAGGACUACAAAGGAAAACAACCUGGAUGGACGCGACCAAAAUACCAGAGCUUCAUCAUAACGGCUUUGUUUGAAUGCAGACACGGAUAAAGUCAGUACACCCGUCACAUACCGUUGCUGAUAGAAGUACGGGCAUGAUUACACGAUUUGAGUGGCAUGUAAAACCCCUCCGCGCGAUUUUAUAUCGAAGGAAAUCUUUCCGCUGAUGAUAUUUAUCGCUGUCAAUACAACUAUUCCGCGGCGUGAAGAAUAUUGAUGAACAUUGUAAGACAGCCUUUCUGCACGCCCCGAGAGACUAGCCUAUGAUCUCAGAGCACAGAGGACUGUUUGUGAGGGUAGCUACAAUUACAUUCACUUUACGUAAGGAAAAGAAAUCCGGGCAAGUACAUCACCCCCAUUCAAGGCCGCAGGAGGGGAGAGAUGACCCUGGUCCUGUCCAUGAAUCCCUUCUGCGAGCACGAGGGGGACGCCCCGCUCCCACAGUACCAGCCCAUCUGGGAGUCGGAGCGCUGCAGCAAGAGCUGCGUGUCCAGCCCGUCACCUCCGGAGGGCGCCACCGAGGAGCUGGCUGAGGCAGAGCCCCACUGCAGGAGAGCCCCUGAUCAUGUGACCAUGUCAAGGAUUGCCUACUUUAAACGAAAGUUCGUGGAGGACGAGGAGCCACAUUUAAGCUUCAGGAGCUACUGCCAGAGUGUCGCUCCGGCUCUGGAGGAGCGUGCCCACGUUCUGCGCCUGUCCCUGGAGAAGAUGCGCUUCAUCGACGACCCAGAGGCCUUCCUGCGCCGCUCCGUGCUCAUCAACAACCUCCUGCGCCGCAUCCGCACUGAGAUCCUGCUGCAGAGCGAGUGGUGCCUGCCUCCGGGGCCCGCCCCAGCCGCAGCCGCAGCCGCUGCCUGCAUCCCCCCGCCGACCCCGGCCCAGGUGGGGCCCAACCACCCGAGCCCCCAGUCCUUGCGACCCUGCUUCGCCGCCCCGGGGCCCUACCGCAAGCGCUUUCGGCUGGUGCGGGGCGAGGCGCCCGAGUGCAUCCCGGCCUGCUGCUGCUUCUACGCGGCCGGACGCUACCUCCACUUCCCCUUCUCUGUUUACGAGGGCACCGCCCCUCACCCAUCCUCAUCAUCAUCUUCUUCGUCCUCUUCGUCAUCAUCCUCGUCCUCUCCCACAGCUUUCCCUCAGCUGCUUCAAGCGGACGACGGCGAGGGGGACGCGGAGCCCGACUCUCUCUGCCCAGGGCUGGACCUCACGGAGGCGACCGCUGCCGCCCGGGCGCUGGACUCCAAAGAGCCGCGGGGCAGACUGAGGGAGCGGACGGGAGCCUGGGAAGGCGAACGGGGACACGGCAGAGCGAGCGAGGACAGGCCGCGAGAGAGGGAGAGAGGGAGGGAGCGCGACAGAGAGAGGGAGAGAGAAAGAGAGAGGGGAGGAGCGGAGGUGUCGUCAGGUGUAGCAGGGGGCCACUCUCGCUGGAGCGCGGAUGCCAUGGAGACGGGGUUGCACGGGGCGUUGGCAUGGAGCCAGGCAACACGGAAAUAGCGGUGGAGCCAUCGCCGGGGGAAACAGAGCGGAAAAGGCGAGGCUGCAGCAGCAGGUGUUGGGCAGAGGCUGAAUGUUGUCGCAGAGAUUUGCACCAAGCAUCAGGGGACACGUUUGGACGGGGCCCGUUCUGCUCAUCUGAUGAGCAGGGCGACUGACCAUUAAAUUCACUCAGAGCACUCAGUGCCCACUGGUCUAGCCUGAGUAGCAUUGCAGGGGUCCAAACUACAGCUCUGCAGGGCUUGAUCAGGUCUUCUCUGUUUAAAAUACAGUUGCCAUAGUUUAUCUUUUCACAGUUCAUCUGAUUGCAACCCUGGCUUAAAAGUGAGGGACAGAAGAGUUUUAUGUGAGCACAAGGUGCAGUUUUUUUUGGCAGAGUUAAAAAAAAAAAAAGAGUGCAACAGAGAACAAGAGAAG
Molecule: messenger RNA, 2817 nt
Organism: Clupea harengus (Atlantic herring)
Lineage: Eukaryota; Metazoa; Chordata; Actinopteri; Clupeiformes; Clupeidae
Gene: sertad4
Product: SERTA domain containing 4
Cellular component (GO): nucleus
Source: RefSeq, a predicted model, not a curated record